UCCACUCCAAUUCACAUGACAACAUCUUCAGCCUCCUAUAGGCCUUCUCUCUCUCCUUCAAGUGUACAAUACUUUAUUGAUCAGUUUGUGAAAGGCUUUUUGUGGAAACGGAAUCAAGAUGAGCCAAUACAAUCAGAAUCAAUCCGCAGUUUGUUCAAUAUGAAUUUUACAGAGGCAUACCUAGCGCCGCCAUCAUCCGCGCUACCAACAUUGGUGGCACCUCCGCCGGUCGGUUAUCCGAUGGGGGAUGGCACAGUCCAACCACAAAGUGAUGCUCCAAUUGAGACCAAGACCAGGGGCUCCAUGGAGCCUGUCUUGGGGUGGUGUAGUUGUUUCGCCACUUGCGCUUCGUGCAUGAUUACAGCUAUGAGUUGUGCAAACUAAUGACUGAGAGACGGCGGCUUGCUUUGUUUUCUUGAAAUAUCAAUGGCUUUACAGAUUUUGUUUCCAAAAUAAAAUUACAUGGAAGCGUGCUUUCUAAGCCCAGCCCAAUUGACACAACUCACUCUCUGGAUUAUCAAUUAUUGUGUCAUUUGUUAUAUACAUUAUUUGGAUUGUUAAGUUAAUUGUUUCUGGACUUUUUGGCUUCUAGUUUUUAUUUUGGUCAUGUAAUCUCUAUCUUCACACCAUAUACUUUAUGUUCUAUGGUGGGUUUAUAUGUAUAAAAUUUUUGCUUUGGUGAUGUUA
Molecule: messenger RNA, 687 nt
Organism: Tripterygium wilfordii
Lineage: Eukaryota; Viridiplantae; Streptophyta; Magnoliopsida; Celastrales; Celastraceae
Product: cysteine-rich and transmembrane domain-containing protein PCC1-like
Exons: 3
Coding region: 16-384 (122 amino acids)
Source: RefSeq, a predicted model, not a curated record